Alnus glutinosa is the source of this 1997-nucleotide messenger RNA. RefSeq names its product probable serine/threonine-protein kinase PBL7. Bases 224 to 1552 code for a protein of 442 amino acids. The transcript is spliced from 7 exons. Gene Ontology annotation, biological process: protein phosphorylation. The record is from RefSeq and is a predicted model, not a curated record. Lineage: Eukaryota; Viridiplantae; Streptophyta; Magnoliopsida; Fagales; Betulaceae. Gene Ontology annotation, molecular function: protein kinase activity; ATP binding.
CGAGAGAGAGAUGGGGUGGGAUAAGAAUUCAUGAUAAUUAUCAGUUCGAAUUGCUAUUGAUUUAAACAGCAAUUCAAACAAGUACGUGAAUUGGAAUAGGAUGAUGGUGACCUCCAACGAAGGCAAACUCAAACCUCCAUAAAACAAAGUUGCACUUCAUCUUUUACAAAAGUCAUCUCUGUGUGUGUGUGUGUGUGUGUCUCCUGCAUUGCUCUCUGUGCUCAUGGAAGUUAACAACACUGAUGUACCUGCAAGGCCACUUGACUUUAGUACUACUGCAAACAACCACACCCAGGAACACCAUCACUCACAUACACAAACACACGGCCACCACCAUGGCAUUUUCCCAUCCAUUUUCACUCUCAUAAUCAUCUUAUCCAUCGCCACCAUUGUCGUCAUCUUCACUAUAUUUCUGAUCAUUGUAUUGCUCCGGCGACUCAAAUCCAUCAAAACCAAUGGCGAACACAAAAGCAUCAACAGCACAAGUCGCAGGUUCAAAGCUCAUACCACUGUGAACUUCAAUUCUAGCCCAGAUGUGAAGGGUGGGUGUCUUUAUGGAGCGAGUAUGAGCAGAACACCUCCAUCCAGAUGCAGAGGAGCCCAAGUGUUUACAUACAAGGAGCUUGCAGCGGCCACCGAUGGAUUCAGUGAAGCAAAUAUCGUCGGAAAUGGAGGGUAUGGGAUUGUGUACAGAGGGGUCCUGAGUGAUGGAACCGUGUCAGCAAUUAAGAUGUUGCAUAGGCAAGGAAAGCAAGGGGAGCGUGCUUUCAGGAUUGAGGUGGAUCUUCUAAGCCGCCUCCAGUCUCCUUACCUAGUGGAGCUACUUGGCUACUGUGCUGACCUACACCACAGGCUUCUCAUUUUUGAAUUCAUGCCAAAUGGCACUCUCCAUCACCACCUCCACCCCUCCCACAGCCAACACAGGCCGUUGGAUUGGGGGACCAGAUUGAGAAUAGCCUUUGACUGCGCCAGGGCCCUUGAGUUCCUCCAUGAGUAUUCAAAUCCAACCCCAGUUAUCCACCGUGACUUCAAGUGCACCAAUGUGCUUCUGGAUCAAAAUUUCCGUGCCAAGGUGUCGGAUUUUGGAUUGGCCAAGAUGGGCUCUGACAAGAUUGACGGUCAGAUCUCGACGCGUGUGCUCGGGACCACUGGAUAUCUGGCACCGGAAUAUGCUUCAACGGGUAAGCUUACUACAAAAUCAGAUGUAUAUAGCUAUGGUGUUGUACUUCUAGAGCUGUUAACAGGCCGUGUACCACUUGACUCCAAGCGGCCCUCUGGCGAGCAUGUUCUUGUUUCAUGGGCUCUUCCAAGGCUAACUAACAGAGAAAAAAUAGUGGAAAUGGUUGAUCCUGCUCUACAAGGCCAGUAUUCCAAAAAGGAUCUAAUUCAGAUAGCGGCUAUUGCAGCCAUGUGUGUGCAACCGGAAGCAGAUUAUCGGCCUCUAAUAACUGAUGUUGUGCAAUCACUAAUCCCUCUGGUCAAAAAUCUCAACUCUAUUAGUACUUCAUGUUCCUCUAGAUUUAUAAGUCAAAUAGCAAGUCCCAGGUAUUAAAGACUGUGAAAUCAGUAAAAUAAGCUUUCCACUUCAGUCUAGCUAGGCAGGUUCUUGCAAGAAUAGCUGACAACCAUCAGAUAAUUUCUCUGUGAAAGAUAAAACACCUUCUUUGAGAUGAACCGAGUCAAAGUGCAACAUUCUUAUGUCCAGCUAACCGAAGAAGGUUCAUGCAAUUGCAGCCUUAGUUUCUUCUGAGAGCCGCCGUUGGCGCAUUUUGUAGGAUAUCAGCAUUAGCAGUAGCAAUUGCUUUUAGUUCUCAAAGCCUUAAGCAGAGAGUUUGCAUAGGAUAUUACGAACCCAAUGCAUUAUUCUUGAAGUGCUAUAAUUUUCUGUAGACCAAUUAUGUAAUAUGUUGUUCAGAUCCCCCCAAAACUUCCAAAAAUGUUGUAAAAAAUCAAUAAAGGCAGUUGCUUUUGUCAAGUACCAAAAUUUUUGUUGUCAA